AUGCAGUGGAUAGAGGUGGCAUACGCAACUCUGAUGAUUAGUUCCAGUUUGUGCUCCGUGUGUGGGAACACUGUACUGCUUCUCCUGCUGCUGUCUGACAGGAGCCUGCAGACGGAGACAUGGACCCUGACGCUCAGUUUCAGUCUGAGUGAUCUGGCACUCGGCCUCUCCACCGUCCCUUUCGGAGCCCAUAACAGCCUGUUCCGGCCAGAGGGAUACGCCAGCUCGAGUGCGCUGUGCCAGGGCAACGCCUUUCUUUUCCUGCUGCUCCAGUUGGCCUCAGUCCACUCACUCACCUGGGCCACCAUUGACAAGUUCACGGAGAUCUGCUUCGCUCUUAGCUAUGCACGAAUCUUCAAUGCCCGCAGAACCAGAGUGAUCCUCACCGUCAUUUGGGUCUAUUCACUGUUGAACGCAUCUCUGCCGUUGCUGGGCUUUGGAAGCUACAGCUACAGCAGCAGCAGGUUUCUCUGUGCUCCCAGUUUUGAGCCUGCCAACACUGGCUUCAAUAUGCUCGUCAUAGUAGUGGGAAUCAUUGUGCCCAUUUUGGCAAUGUGCUCCAUGUAUGGAUACAUAGUGUACAUAGCCAGGAAUCAAGUAAGACGAGGGACAUUUGUUUGUAACGAACACCACUGUUUUUAUGUUCCUGACAAUAAUUAUUUCAAGAGCUCCAUUGUCAUGGUGACAACCACAGUGUGUCUGCUCAUUUGCUGGCUGCCAUACAUCACCAUCUGCUUCUAUGAGACUCUGACAGGAAGAGAGAGCCCUCAACCCGCCUCCGCUAUAGCCACGUGGCUAGUGCUCUUCACCUCCACACUCAACCCGUGGAUCAACUCCAUGUCCCAGACGUAA
Molecule: messenger RNA, 852 nt
Organism: Ictalurus punctatus (channel catfish)
Lineage: Eukaryota; Metazoa; Chordata; Actinopteri; Siluriformes; Ictaluridae
Product: adenosine receptor A3
Exons: 2
Coding region: 1-852 (283 amino acids)
Biological process (GO): G protein-coupled receptor signaling pathway
Cellular component (GO): membrane
Molecular function (GO): G protein-coupled receptor activity
Source: RefSeq, a predicted model, not a curated record